AAUAUCUUAUUUUCUGGAUUUAGAUUUUCAUAUUACCCGCAAUGUUUAGGUUAUAUAUUUCACAUUUGUCGACGAAAUAAUUUUGAAAUCAAUAUACUGUUCAAAAUGUCGAAAGCAACCAUUUCGGAGCAAAAAUUUUAUGAUGAUCCAAAGUAUCGGAGUUAUGCCUCACAAAUAGAAAAAGCACUGAAGAAUUUUGAGUAUUCUACAGAAUGGGCCGAUCUCAUUUCAGCCCUUGUGAAGCUGAACAAAGUAUUACAAGCGAACACUUCAUUUGAACUCCUACCAAAAAGAAUAACAAUCGGAAAAAGGCUAUCACAAUGUUUACAUCCUGCUUUGCCAGGAGGUGUUCAUAUCAAAGCACUUGACGUUUACGACACGAUAUUUAAGAUUAUCGGCAAAAAACGUCUAGAAAUGGAUUUACAUAUUUAUGGGUCAGGAAUAUUCUCUCUUCUAGCAAAUUCAUCAAUGCAGGUGCGACCUGUUUUGUUGAACGUUUACGAAACCCAUCUUUUACCACUCGGUGAAAAAUUACGUAUAAGCAUGGAUGGCGUUUUGCUAGGCCUUUUGCCUGGUUUGGAAGAGGCAUCGGAACAUUUUGAUCGGAUAACUCUUCUUUUAGAUAAAAUAUCCAAAGGAGUUGGUUUACAAUAUUUUUAUAGCAGCAUAUGGAGAUGUGUUUUGACUUCACCUUCUGCUUCAGUAGUGAGAUUAGCAGCGAUGCAAUUGAUCUUGAGGCAAUUUGAUAAAAAGAAGAUGACAGAUGACCAACUGUAUUUGAUUGGGUUAGACGUUGACAUGAUGGUUCAUGCUGUUUGUGAGGCAUUACAGGAUGAGAACAUUCUCACACAAAGAGCAACAUUGGAUGUCCUAGGUUUAUGUUUUCCUUUGUCUUCUUUGCCCAUCUCUAGAUCAGACAUGCAACAAAUUCUUUCAGCUGCUUUGUAUAUAUUAUUGCGCCGUGAUAUGUCUCUGAACAGGAGGUUAUAUUCAUGGAUCCUCGGGACUGAUGUUUCUAAAGCAAUGUCUAAAAGUAGCAGCACAAGUUUGAAAAAAUCAGUUGUAAAACAUUUCGAAACGUAUUCAAGAGAUUUGUUAACUUCUGCUGUUUUAGAUAUGAUAAAUAAGCAUGUGAAUAUUUUCGAAGGAAGUUGCUGUAAUAUUUCUUCUCAACCGCUUUACGGAUCAGAAGUAAAACUUAUCCGCAUUGUUAUAAGUAUUUUAGAUAAAUCUGAAGUUGGACCUGUGAUAUUGAAUGAUAUUUUAAUUUCUAUAUUGCGUUUGAUAGAGAGUGUUUCAUCAAAGUAUACUUCAAUGCUUUCUCCAACUACCCCAUGUAAGAGCUGUGCUCCAAAGCAUGAUGCGGAAGAAAUCUGCUUACGAGCACAAUCGGAAUUCAUUAAAUCUGUAAACUUGUUUAUAAAUACAUUCGAAACAGAUUAUAUUUGGAAUAUUUUGGCUGAAAAUUUAACCACAGCAUGUGAAGUCACUGACAAGGCACGUCAAUGUUCGAAAAAUGAUUUUGAUUUAACGAAGAACUUCUUUACAAUAUCGGAAAUUUGUGAUGUGAUUGGUACAUUUUUGAACAUUGUUUCUAUGGAAGCAUAUGUAGAGAUACAGACUGUAUAUCUGCCUGAUCUUCUCAGUAAAAUAUUUGCUGAUAUGACAAAAUAUUGCGAAACUUUUGCUGAAAUGGAAUUAUCUAGUUGCUUGAAACUAGCAAUUCAAAUCUUAAAACAUAUCCAGCCUCAUCAGCAGAAUUUAAAAUCAGAGAACAAUAACGAUGACAAAAAUGGAGUUAAAGCCUGUAUAGAAUCAUUCAAACAUUUUGUAGUUGAGUUUAUCACAUCAAAAAUCAUAAAAGAGAAGCAAUCUUUAGAAGUUUUUGUUACUGAUUUUCAAGCAACACCAGAAGGGCCUAUUAUCCCAACUGGUUAUGAGGUGUUGUUGAAAUAUUCAAAUACAAGAAGAGUUGGAUGGGAACAUGUAAAAUACAAAACUCAUGAAAAUAAUGAUAUUAUGUUAUCUGCAUUUAAAGAUUUAUGUAAGUUGUUAAUCGAUUUGUGCUGUUUUCCUACAUUUUCUUUACCUAAAAUUGAAGAAUUUGAUACAGAAAACCUUGCAGAAAAAUCAGAUUAUCUACCAAAAUGGAUUUUAUGCUUGAUUGCAUGUAGUUGCUGCCAGGUGUUUGAAAGUGAAUCAAUUUUUCCACAGAAUCAGUCUGAUUUGGAGUAUUUCAAUUCUGUCCGAAUGACAGCUUGUUCUACUGCGUUAGAAUUAAUGGCUGUCACUGCUUCUUACUUUGAAAAAAAUUCCAAUUUACAGCAAACUGAAUCUGAACGUAGUGUUGUGUCUGUGGUUGUACCGCCACCACUUUCACUUUUUCAGUUUCAAUGGAUCUUUGAAGAAACAAAUUUUUGUGAAUGGAUUUGCAAAAUUUUGUGGUCAGAGUUAGAAGACUCGACAAAUUCGCAUAAUAAUUCUUCUGUUUAUUGUUGGACUUGCUCUCGUGCUCUCAUUUUAUUACAUCAGUUAAGCCCAGAUGAAGCCGUCGAAAGAAUUUUACUACAAGAUAUACUUUCCGUAAUUCAAAGUACAAGGGUUAUUGCAAUUAAGAAAUUUGCAAAAUUAUGGCAUCAUAUACGAGAUGCUCCGCACAGUUAUGAAAGUAAUAAAACCUUCAGUCGAUGCCUUUUCGCUAUCCUUGACCAGCUUGCAAUCGAACGGUACGAACUUUUUCCAGAUGCCACGUCUCUUGCGGAAAGUGGUGGUCAAGGCGUGGUCGCAACUACUGUGUCAACGUGGCUCAGGCAUGCCCUUGAAGAAGGAGAUCUUUGUCGGAUUUUGGAACCUUAUAUCUUAAUUUCAUUGGAUGGAAGAACUCAUAGAAAAUCAUUGCAAAAUGUUUUAGAAUACAGAAAUGAAAAUCCUGAUACUGAUCAGAUAUUAAAUUUUGAGGAGAAUUUCAGUAAACAACUUUCGGAGCCAUUUUGUCAUAAUUGUGCUGAGCUUCAGAGAGAAUUGGCGAAUGAUUCAUCAUCAUGGUCUAAAUACCAAAACUUUUCUGUUGAUUCUGUUUUGACUUUCGCGCUUUGUGAAGUUCAUCAACAAAUAGCGAAGGAACGGCAUCGUUAUGAACAUUUAAUAGGUCUUCUGACACUUUCUGACGAGGUGGAAAGUAUAGAGAGACUGAAAAGUACAUGCAAUGAGGAGGAUGUGCAUACAUGGGCAGCAGGUUUUGUAAAAAUGGUCAUUGCUCAAGGCAUUACCAUUUACAAAGAAGAAUUGGAAAAUUCCGACCAGCACUCGCUUCUCAAUUCGAACAAAAUUGAACAGAGUGACUCGUUGGAUAUGGGCGAUAAUAAUGGAGUUGAUAAUUAUUCUUCCGACAGCUCAGACAAAGCGACGGAAGCAAUCGAAUUAAACCAAUCUUUUAUGAACAAUGGUAAUCCUCUUUACAAUCAUAUACUUGUUUAUCAAGAACGCUUCGAUGCAAAUUGUGUUUUAUACAGCCUGCAAGGAAUCCUAAAUCUUGCUUCUGCUCAUCCUGGUGUUUUUAUGUAUGCUGCUUGUACAACAUCAUUAGCAUCCAGUGAGGGUGCUUAUUCAAAUCUUGUCCAAGAGCUUUUAAUUCGUCAUGAAAGAUCCAUAGAGCAAGGUAGAUGUUUUUACGAAACAACAUCUCCAAGUUUAAAAGGAGCUAUGAAGAAUCGUAUGCUCGUAGAAGUUUUAAUAUCCAUUUGUCUUUAUUAUCUCAGGUCUGCAUUUUACAAUGAUAAAUUUCAAACAAGUUGUGAACAAAAUCAAGAAAUUCAAUGUAUUGCCGCUCGGAUGUUAAAGUUCAUUAUUAGGGAACUGACUAUCCUAGCUCAGCAAGAUGAUUCUGUAAACAAAGGGACAAAAUUGUCAUCUUCAACGAAGCAAUUUUCUGCGUACAUUAUUUUAGUGCUACAACGACAGCAAGUUCAAAGCGUUGUUUUGACUUGUUUACUAACAGCUAUUUUUGCUUUGAAAAAUCAAUAUAAGUUAUCAGAUGAUGAUCAAAGCAUCUCUACCAUUUCGGAAACAUUGGAGAUGGAAUCAAAUUUAAGCGAAGAUCAAAACUUGCGGUUCGACCACAACGAUCGCUUUGUUUCUCGAUAUAUUGGUGCUGAUUCAAACCGCAUUAAAGCGAUUUUUUCUCAGUUUUUGCACAUUAUUUUUGAAUUGGUUAGUUUAGAAUACUUUGCUUUUUCAAAGGAAAGAAAUAUGCCUACAACACCACAAAAGCCAGAACAAAGCUCGAAUCCUAGCAUUGCAUUAAAAAAGAAGCAUAUCCAUUCCAUGAAGCCUAAAUUAAAACGCUCUCAAAGACUUUUCAGUCAUUUGCUAUCUGCGUCACAUCGUUAUGAUUCAGAUGCGCCUAUUGCAUCACAAAAAGUUUUUGUUUCCACAAUAUUGGAAAUAUAUAGACUUGAAAAAUACAUGGAAUUACAUCAAGAUUGCUCUAUUGGACUACAUUCUGUGUUGCCUUAUCUUGGUGGUGCACUUUCACAAACAGUCGUACCAAUUGUCCUGCAACAAUGCCUGAAUUUGGAAACAGUAUCGAAACAAGUUUUAACAAAGUCAUCGAAUAAUGUUCCGCCAAACUAUCUACAGUCAACUAUAAAGAGCAUUAUGAUAUUAACCCAUUACUGCCUAUUGACAGAAUCUGGGAAUAAAAAUUCUGAUUCUGGUAACAGUGAUUCUCUACAAUCUGAUACAAUUUCAUUAUCCUCAACAAAGACUAAUCAGUCUGUAACAAGAGGGUCAAGCAUUGGUUCUGGAUUGUCAACUUUGCUCAGCGUGUUCAAUUCCUCAAAUUCAAAUAAGACUUCUAAUACGAAUGAAACAGAGCGUUUUGAUGGUCUUGUCAUGGCAAAAGUGGCAAUUUUAAACAAUCUAGCUCGUAUUGUUUCUUGCAUGUGCGUUUUAUGGAAGGAUGUGGCUUCAGUCGAAGAUGGUACAUUGCUUCCCAUUGAAGGUUCUAGAGCCGUGUCUUAUAAUAUUUUACAAUUGUUAGGUCCGCUGGCUAUUCAAUAUGGAGAAUAUUUACUAGUUGCUUUUUCUCUUGUAUGGCGUGACAGAGAAUCCGAAAUAAAUUCUGGUGAUCACAAAAAUGGACGCUCUCUUGCAUCCUUUUUGAAGCCAAGUAAAGAUUUGAAUAAUAUUAUUGAUUUUAUGAUGGCCAUCAAGUUACUUUCAACAGAAAGGUUUUUUUCUUUAGUCAAACAAGUCAUUAAAAGCCCGCCAUCCACCACAAAUGAGCACAAAAAUAUAUCUUUGCAAGAAAGUAUACUACAAAUGCUUUUAUCUUAUAUGAAGCGCCUUAAACCUGGUGCACUAAUGGAAAAUUGGUCAGGCUUUCAUGGUAUUUUACAAGAAGCUAUUGCUUUAGGUUUCACACAAAAUAAUCCAGGUUUUCCUGCUUUGAUUGCAAACCCUAUUUCAUCAAAUUGCUAUUUCCUGAUGUUGUAUCUUUUAUCAGAAUAUGUAAAACGUUCUGCAGCCUUUUCAGAAAAGAAGGAACAAAAAGAACUCCAAGAAAUUGUAACUAAAUGUAUUGAAGCAUGUAAUUCCAUUGCUGGGUCCUCUCUAGAACAAGGUACUUGGAUUAGAAGAAAUGUGUCUGUAUUACCCGGCCCUCAAGAACCAGAAGGGCAUAGCAAGGUACACAAGAGAACAGAGUCACAAUCAUCAUUAGAUUUGACUGAUGUAGCAGCAGAAGCUGCACCUGAUCUACCGAUACAUGUGUCAUCAUCUGACACAAUGGUAACAUCUUUAGUUAAUAAGCAUUUGCUUGAAAUUGAUGAAUCAAGGCCUGAAUCAGCGAGAGAACGCCCUACUUCUUUACCACAAGUUUCAAAGCCUGGUUUCAACCCUGUCAAUUUUAGAAACAGUGUUAAGGCAUUGACUGUUCUAUCUGAAGUCGUGGCAAAUUUGCUUGAUGUUAUAUAUUCAAGUGAAGAAAAAGAAAAAGUUCUACCUUUACUGGUUUCUAUCAUGGCAAAUGUUACUCCAUAUUUACGAAAUCACGGAAAAAACAACGCACCCAGCUUUUGCUCUUGCAUUUCAUUUUUAGCCAGCAUAAGUGGAUUUCAAUACACAAGAAGAUCUUGGCGAAAAGAUGUGAUUGAUCUUUUCUUAGAUGCCCCUUUUUUUCACAUGCCACAGGAAUGCGCGGAAGGCUGGAAAACAAUCAUAGACAAUUUGAUGACUCAUGACAAAACCACAUUCAAGGAAGUUAUGUCAAGGACAACUCUUUCAAAACCAGGUGCAUCGACGCCAACUUUGAAUAUUUUCACUAAUAAGGAACAAGAAUUAGAAUUGCGAGCUUUACAUAUUAAGCGACUUGCUUUCAUCGUUUUCAGCAGCGAAUUAGAUCAGUAUCAAAAACAGUUACCAGAGAUUCAAGAACGCCUUGCUGAAAGUAUACGCUUAAAUAACGUUCCUGGAGUUCAGUGUCGUGUGUUUUUGUGUUUCCGAGUACUUCUUCUGCGAAUAUCUCCACAUAGUUUAACCUCCCUCUGGCCGACGAUGUUUACAGAAAUGGUACAUGCAAUGCUGCAGCUUGAACAGGCUCUUCAACCAUCCUUUCAAGAAGAAAACCAUAAAUUCAAGCAAAAACCCAGGUCGCCUCGCGGUUCCUCACCUUCGGAAAAUCAAAAAUCAGUAAUGACUUGUUGGUUAGAUAUGUACUUAUCAGCUUGUAAGCUUCUUGAUCUAGCUUUGUGUUUACCAGUACAUUACGUACCCCAGUUUCAAUUAUAUAGAUGGACAUUUAUAGGUGAUGCUACGACAGACGGACCAGCGAAUUCAGAACGAGAAGGUUACGUUCUUAACGGACCAAUCAAAGAUAAGGAAACUACAGAACCAGAUGAAGGUUUUGUUCCACAUUGUGUUAGAAUACAACGGCUUUUUAGUGAUCUCUAUCCGUCGCGGAAAAAUAAAUUGCUUACUAUAACUCCGGAAAAACCGUUAUUGAAUGUGACAAGAUUAAAAUCAUUGGACCAACUUCAGUUGUUUUUCAACACCAUAACUUCUUCAGCUUAUAUCUUGAAAAUGCAAAAAUCGGCAUCAAGUUCCAAAAAGAGAACAGUUUCUUCCGAUGUUCCAAAAACAUUGCCAAUGGUUGAUAAAUAUUUAGAAAGAGAUUUCGUUAGACCGUUAUUGUAAUUUUAUGAUCUAUUAUCCAUGACCAAUUCUGCACUUUUGUUCUUGUUUGAGAUUUUAUGUGGAACUGUAGAAACCUAUGGAAUUAAACUAUUAUAUGUAUUUAAUUAACAUUAACUUUUCUAUAUAUAUAUAUGGUUUAUUUAUUGAAUGGUUGUGCAAUUAUAUAGCGUUGCAAUUGUUCCUCAUAUUUUUCUAAAUUUGAAGCCCUAAGCUAAGAGUCUGUACAUUACAUAUCAGCCAUAACAACAAAAUCAUUUUAGAAACUGAAGAUUCAAUUUAUUAUUGAGUUCUGGACAAAAUCUCAAUUGCUUGUGUAUUCACAGACAGUUGGGCAUGAAUAGCAUUAGUGUUUUUCAUGGCAAUGUACCAAGUAAAUAAUUGAAUAAUUUGACUUAUUAUCAUUUCAUUGUCUGGAAUUAAUUGGAGCAACCAAUAUUUGUAUGGAAUCCUAUUUUCUCAUAGCCAUUGCUAAAUGGAAAAAGAGAGUGCUUGAAACAUCUGAACUGAUUUUUUGUGCAGAAAUAUGUCAAGAUCAAUAGUUUUUGUUUCAAAUAAAAUCAUCUAUACUGAAUGAAUUGAUAAUUCAAUAUCUAAUUCAACAACCAUUGUUGCACAUUUUGACUAAGUUGUUUAACUCUGCCUCUAAAUUGAUUUGAAGCCAACGAAUUCUUCUAUUCAGUUUGAAGUUCACAUUUACUCAGGAAUCCAGCUUUGCCAAACUCAGUCGUAAAGUAUGUUCCAUCCAACAUAAGGUCCAAGUUGUUUUAUUUAUUAUUAUGUUAUAUUGUAUCAAAUUGAAAUUUUGUAAAUAUCUUUAUCAUACACAGAUUUUUAGGUAUAAAAUAUUGAUGAGGUUCUGUGUGUGUCUGAUAUUAGAAACCUGCAUGUCUGUGAUGCAAUUCUUUCCAGCUGUUAAACUGCUUAAUUAUCAACUAACUAAUAGAUCAGAUUUUCAUCAUUCAUUUUGAGCUUAACUCUUUCAAAUAAAACAAGUAAAAUCAGCAUAUCAGUUCGGUAUUCGAUGUAAAAGGGGGACAAAGAACGAAGCACUACGGUGUUUCUUGAAAAGGAGCUCUGCAAAAUUGAUCCGGUUUUCAAAACAUUUGUAAUUGAAUGAUUAUAAAUGAAAUAUAAUUUUUUGUAUUUAUAGUAUGUUAAAAUUAUUCAAAAAUGAAAUUAACUGUUAAAAUUAAUUAAAACUUCAGAUCAUUUUUACCCAGUAUCAUAAGAAAAAGAUUUCAAUUUUUAUCGUUCUAAUACAACUGUUUCUGGAUAUAGUACAUUUACCAUAUUAAAAUUUCGUACGAUUAGAUUCAUUGAUGGGCUUUGUUGAAAGUAUAGCAUGAGAUGUGUAUUGUAAUGACAUUGGUAAUUGUCCAUUCAUCGUGUUGUAGGCAUAACUGAAGCCAUUGGUUGGUGCGAUGGAACAUUUAUUUCAAUUAACAUCGGAAUGUGGGUAGAUUUUUGUGUUUUCAGUGCUACCUUUCCUUCUGGUUUAUGAUGCUAUUCAUAUAAUUAAUGAGUUGUUAACAUUAAAUACAUUUUCAUAACUCUUGUGCCUAUUUUACAUCAAGGGGAAUAGGUAGCAACCAAUUGAACAAAAACUG
Styela clava is the source of this 8801-nucleotide messenger RNA. Its product is annotated as protein DOP1A-like. Gene Ontology annotation, biological process: Golgi to endosome transport. The record is from RefSeq and is a predicted model, not a curated record. Lineage: Eukaryota; Metazoa; Chordata; Ascidiacea; Stolidobranchia; Styelidae. Gene Ontology annotation, cellular component: trans-Golgi network; endosome.